UCUUCAGGGGAUUAUUUUGCUACCCCUCCGUACCAUAUGCAUUGCAUUCAUUUUACUGCUAGCAUGGCUGUUUGCAUCAAUUGCAACUUUCCGUCACGAAGGAAAAGGAUCUGUGCCGCUUAAAGGAUGGAGAAGGAGGAUGAUCCAGACAACCCUCUCACGCCUAACUCGUACCUUGUUCUUCGUAAUGGGUUUCCAAGUUAAAGUAAAAGGGAAAAUAGCAAGUCUACUGGAAGCCCCGAUCUUUGUUGCAGCUCCUCAUUCAAGCUUUUUUGAUGCCAUUAUUUCUGCCCUAACUGGAAUGCCAUCAGUAGUGUCUAGAGCAGAGAACCUGUCAACUCCGAUAUUUGGCACAAUUUUAAGUUCCCUUCAGCCGGUAUCAGUUUCUCGUCAAGACCCUGAUUCACGAAAGAAUACAGUCACUGAGAUAACUAAGCGGGCAUUAUCAAGAGGCCAGUGGCCACAGAUACUGAUUUUCCCAGAAGGCACCUGCACAAACCGAUCUUGCCUGAUCACAUUUAAACAAGGUGCCUUUGUUCCACGAGUCCCUGUACAACCCGUGCUGCUCCGAUACCCCAACAAGCUGGAUACUGUGACAUGGACAUGGCAGGGAUAUUCACUAAAAGAGCUAUGCAUAAUGACGCUGUGUCAGCUCUUCACAAGAGUAGAAGUUGAGUUUCUGCCUGUUCAUGUUCCUACUGAGGAAGAAAAGAAUGAUCCCAUUCUUUUUGCCAACAGAGUCCGGCAAACCAUGGCAACUGCUUUGAAUCUACCAGUCACUGAUCACACUUUAAAAAAAAAAAAAUUAGCAAGAAACUCAAGUAAGGGAAGUUUAGCUGUCAAUCUGCUGUAUAGAAAUAUCUCCUCUCCCUCAUGUUUGCAUAGCCUAAAAUGGAAUCAUGUCAGAGAGCAGCUGGAUACCUUUGCUGCUAUUGCAAGUGCUUCCAAAGGAGGAAGAAUUGGAAUUGAGGAGUUUGCGGAGUACUUGAAGCUGCCUAUUUCAGAUGUCCUCAAAGAGCUGUUUCUACUCUUUGACAGGAAUGGAGAUGGCACCAUCGACUUCAGAGAGUAUGUAAUUGGUUUGUCUAUUCUUUGUAACCCUGCCAACACAGAAGAGACUAUUCGGAUGGCAUUUAAGCUCUUUGACAUGGAUGAGGAUGGCACUAUAACGGAAGAUGAGUUUGCUUGUAUCAUUCAGUCAGCUCUGGGGGUGCCUGAGCUUGAUGUUUCUAUGCUCUUUAAAGAAAUAGAUGCAGAUGAAACUGGGAAGCUGUCCUAUGAUGAGUUCAAGAACUUUGCACUCAAGCAUCCAGAAUAUGCCAAGCUGUUUACUACAUACCUAGAUCUACAGAGAUACCAGUCAGAUAUGUUGGAGGAGGAUGACAUUGAGACACCUGAAGUCAAACACAGUCCAGUUAAAAAGAGUGCAAUCCCAGUCUCAGCAACAACACCGACUGCAAGAAAUAAAGUUUGUCCUGAAGGCAAUGAAGAGAAUAACUCAAGUACCUCUGACAAAAAGGAUGACUGAGAAGAGUUAAAGAAUUCAGCUCUUGAAUUCUACAGGAUGUUUUUUCGUAGCUAUUUGUAAGCACAAUUGAUACAAAAUAGAGAUGGAAGUUACAACUAAAAAAAAAAAAAAAAAAGGUUGUUUUUUUUUUACUUUCAUACCAGGAGGAGUUAUUCCUGUUGAGUGUAAGGGAAAAAUCACUGUAACUAUUCUGUCCUUGAUGUCAGUAUCACAAUACUGGGAAUGUUGGUCACUGUCUUCCAAGUUCAUGUUUCCACAAAAGUGACAGCUGUGCAAAGAAGGGUAAGAGGCUCCGGCGCUGCAGUGACCUCUCAGAAAGGAGACUGAGGAGUCCACUUGUGUUAAAACAAGUGGAAUUUUUGGUGCUGCUCAAUUCCUUUGCAUCCCCAACAUGUCUUAAGGGGAAAAAAUGAUGCUAGUGUUUUAAUUUGCAAUAUCCCUUAACCUUUCUCAAGUUUCUGAGACAGAAAUGAGUUACAAGAAGCUGAGAACUGAAGCUGAUGUUUUCUUUUAGCUGCCCUUAACUACUUGUGAACUCUAAAGCCUAAGCUUCUGAACAAGACAAGCCUAUUCACUGAUGUUAACAGGAACAGCUUUUGGCUUAAAGGCUAGUUAAAGGUGGAAAUGGCUGCACUUCUAACAACAAAAAGCUCAUUGGAUUUCCAAGAUAGCAGCCCACAGUCUACAGGAAAAUGCAGACAAUAAGACCCAAGAAUUAAUGGACUAUUUCAAAAUAAAUAGAAUGUUGUUUACAGUAACAACUGUUCAGGAUCGCAUUAACAGGAAUAUUUCAAACUUCAGCAUGUUUUUAUUCUAGUAAUUAUCAACAGAGGAAUGUGACCUCGCUCUGCAAAACUUAAAAAGGCAAAUAUGCUGUCAAGCCAUAGUUCUAGUAGUUAGUAUCUACUCUGAAGUUGUCUCCUAGAAACCAUGUUUGCAUUACUAUGCCAUUACUCAAUAUGUUCUUAGAGUUUGAUUCAAAACCAAGCUCUUUCUAGUCAAUGAUUUGAGUAUGUUUUGCCUCAGUCCCCUCUAGUGCACUGGAAGUUGGGCCUUUACCUUUUUCCGUCCUUCACCUUAAUGCACUUUAUACAGUAUUUAAAAUAUACAGGUAUUUAUGCAAAUAACUUGAAAAUAAAAACUUGGAAGGGGUGGAAUGGCAGGAUAUUUUCAAAUUAAAACUGAGAUCAGCAAAGUCUAGAAUGUCUAGUACCAAAAAUAACCGUUUUUCAGCAGGUUCCAUAUGUGAAGUGGUAACCUGUGCCUCUGAGUUAUUGCUUGCAAUGUCUGGCUGCAAGUUCAUUGCCGUGUUUAAUCUUUCUGUGUUUAUAAUUGUGCCUAUCCUGAUG
Messenger RNA from Egretta garzetta (little egret), 2877 nucleotides. It is a transcript of the gene LPCAT2, whose product is annotated as lysophosphatidylcholine acyltransferase 2. The record is from RefSeq and is a predicted model, not a curated record. The transcript is spliced from 14 exons. Gene Ontology annotation, cellular component: endoplasmic reticulum. Gene Ontology annotation, molecular function: calcium ion binding; 1-acylglycerophosphocholine O-acyltransferase activity. Lineage: Eukaryota; Metazoa; Chordata; Aves; Pelecaniformes; Ardeidae. The coding region runs from base 140 to 1528 and encodes 462 amino acids.